This is a messenger RNA of Diorhabda sublineata, 3504 nucleotides long. RefSeq names its product serine/threonine-protein phosphatase 4 regulatory subunit 2-like. Lineage: Eukaryota; Metazoa; Arthropoda; Insecta; Coleoptera; Chrysomelidae. The transcript has 3 exons. Gene Ontology annotation, molecular function: protein phosphatase regulator activity. The coding region runs from base 177 to 1661 and encodes 494 amino acids. Gene Ontology annotation, biological process: protein dephosphorylation. Gene Ontology annotation, cellular component: nucleus; protein phosphatase 4 complex; cytoplasm. The record is from RefSeq and is a predicted model, not a curated record.
UGUAUGUUUAUAUGGCAACAGCGCACAAUUAGUUAUUGAUAGUUGAAGUAUGACAAGGGACUGUUAGCGCUUUAGUUGCAUUAUUGUGUUCGUAUAAAUUGGUUGUUUCUUGUUUGCAUCUUUUGUUUUUACUUAAUAGGAUAAAGCCGAAAUAAAUAUAUUCUAGAGAAUUUGCAAUGGAGAAUCCUGAAGAAAUUCUUCAUAGCCUUGAAGAAUUUUCGAAAAUGAAACCGAAAGACAUUCCACGAGAAUUAGAAGAAUAUCUUUGUUUUGUUGCUAAAACAGGAAAUCCAGUUUACCAGUGGCCUGUUAUUAAGUCUCUUUUCCGAGAAAAAUUGAUCAAUGUUAUAACAGAAUUUUAUGAAACUUGUCCUUCUAUGGAUAUACCGCCUUGUCCGAAUGUAGAAAUGUUUAAUUAUGAUAUGAUGAAAAAUUUUAUACUAGAGAAGCUCGACACUUUCGCAGCAGCACCAUUUACAGUCCAAAGAAUAUGUGAACUUUUGACUACCCCGAGAAAGGAAUACAGUAGAAUUGAUAAAUACAUGAGAGCAUUGGAAAAGAACAUUUUAGUUGUCAGCACAGUAGAACCAGGUAGAAGAUCAACAGAAAAUGGCGAAGAAGGUAUUAUGAAUGGAAUUGAAACUGAACAUUUACCAGAAAUAAAUAAUGAAAGAAAUGAUAUUAACAUUGAAGAUAUGGAUGAAAGUCCAAAUUGGAAUAUGCCUGUUGAAUAUAAAGAUGGAGAGAAGGAAACUGAGGACCUAUUGAAAACUGAAGUCGAAACUACAACAAAAUUUGAAAGUGAAGAAACAAAAAGUGUGAUAGUUUCAGAAAUUCCUGCAAGCAGUAACACAGAAGAGGCUAAAGUAGAAACACAAGAGACUGUAAUAACUUGUACUAGUACAGAAGACCCAAUAGAAACAUACGUUUCCAUAGAACCACAAGAAACAUAUCAAAGUCUAUCAGAAGAAAGCAAUAGUAAUAGUAGUGACUCGUCUAGUUCACCCUCUGCAGCAGAAAACAAAGAAACAGUUCCAGAAGAUAAAGAAGUGAUAGAAGAAAUAAAAGAAGACAAAAUUAAACCUAUAGAAGAAGAUUCCCAGAAGAAUGUAGUUAAAACAGAGGUUGCUAAUAUUGAACCAGAACUAGAAGUAAGAAAAGAAAUUUCAGAAGAUACUCAAUUCGAACUUAUAACUUUACAACCUGAAAAACAACCAGAGAACGAAAAAGAAAACGUACAAACAGAAGAAAUAAAUACAGACACUCCUAUUCCAGAAGUUUUAACACCAACAGAAACUGUUUUAGAACCAGAAGAAAUAUUAGAGAAAGUAGAGGAACAUAUAGAAGAGAAAAAACAAGAUGUUAUCGAUCAACCAACAGUUACUGAAAUACCAUCAAAUGAACCUGAAAAAUCGGAUAAAGUAAUAGAUAACUUGAAAACAGAACAAGAAAAAUGUGUGGAAACUGUUAGUGAAACAGCCAAAACUAACGAUGAAGCAGAAGAUGUGAUAAACGAUAUUGUAGAAACAAAAGAGCAGUACAAAGAGUCUCCAAUGGAAGUUGAUAGUGGCCAAGAUAAAAAAACAGUGGCAGAUGAACCUAGUUCUUCGACACCAGAAUCAUUACAUGAUGAUUUGAGAUUCGAAAAAAGCAUUUUGUAAGUGUAUGUAUUCCUGUAUUUUGUUCACGAGAUUUUUAUAAGAAAAACAUUCGAUUUUCACAAUUACUGAACAAGCAAUACUAACGAGAGAAAAUAGGAGUUUGUUAAAUUGAGUAAACACAUUCUUUUAGUUUUAUUUACGUUUCAGUAUUUGGGCCUUAAAGCGUUUGAAAAUGAUUACAAUGAGUUAUGAGUUUCAAAAGUAGUUUAAAAUAAACUUGGAGUGUAUAAAAACGAUGCUAUGAGCUUGAAAAGUAGUUCAAAUGUACCAUGAAUUAUAGAAAACAUUGUGCUUUGAGCAGAGUAUUGAAAGUAGUGCUAAUGAAAUCUAUAACGAUUACUACACCAUAAAUUUGAAAAGUAGUUCAAAUAAACCAAGAAGUAUAGUACUAGGCGCCGAGUUUCGAAAGUAGUUUAAUCCAAAGUAAAAGUAACCAUGAGGGUAAAAAAUAGUUCAAAUGAACCCUUAUGUAUAAAUAAAAAUAUGUACUCUGUUCUAAGCUUUUAAAUUAGUUGAAAAGGAACUUGAAGGUUCAAAAAAGAUUAAGUACACUUCGAUUUUAGAAAAUAGUUGCCAUGAAACUUCAAAUGUAUUGAAAAGUUCUACUAAACACUCAAUUUUCAAAGAAUGUAAUAAUUACUGUACCAUGACUUAAAAAUUAGUUCAAACGAACUAUAAAGUAUAGAAUACGUUGUACUUGUCCUUAAGUAGUGACAGUAGUUCAAAUUAACCCCGAUUAUUAAAAAAAGUGUGCGUCUGGCUGUGAGCUUUGAAAUUAAUUAAAAAGCUACUUAUACCUAUACCAAGCUUAAAAAGUAGUUCAAAUGAACCAUAAGUAUAGAAAACAUUAUACUUGUCCCCGAGUAUUGAAAUUAGUCCAAUCGGAUGUAUAUAAUAACCACGAGAGUGAAAAGUAGUUCAAAUGAACCCUGAGAUAUAAAUACAACUGUUUAUUUGGCUCUGAGGUUAGCAACUUUAAGUGCAUUAAAAAAGUUAUUGGAAUCGAAGUAUGUAAUAACGAUUACUACAAUGUAAGCUUGAAAAGUAGUUCAAAUAAACCCUGAUGUGUAGAAAAGAUUUGUUCAAACGAAACUUAGAUUGUAUUGAAAAUGUCUAGUAUCAACUCUUAAGCUUUGGAAGUAGUUCAAUUGAGGUCUAUAACAGUGAUUAUUACACCAUGAGCUUAAAAAGUAGUUCAAAUGAACACAGAUCCGGAGAAAAAAAUUGUGCUUGAAAGUCUAUUAAAAAGGUUUACAAAACCCUGAAUUUGAAAUAUAGUUCAAUUGAACCUUGAAAUUUCUACAAACUUAAGUAGUAAUACUUUGUAAUUUGUUUUGAAAGUAGUUUCUUAUUAGGUUAUUUAUUCUGGUGAAGUUAGAUUUACACAAAAUAGGGAAAAAAGUUAGAUUCUAUAAAUUUAUUUAAUUCCUAAGUUUGAUAUGACUAAAAUAACGAUCUUUUAUGAUUUACCUUGAUGUCAAAUAAUUUGUUAUACAAUUUAAAUCGUUAAUUAUUAUUAAAAACUAAUUAAUAUUUGAGAGAGUUAGAUUAUCUUUAAUAUUUAAUAUAAAAAUUAUUUGUUUCCGAGCGUUUUAACCCAUUUACCAUACUUCGUAACCCAUGAUUCAUGUUUUUUUUAAAUUUGUGAAGUUUUGAAAAUAAUUUUAUGUACUCUGACAAUAUAUCAACUAAAGUAUGUAAAUUAUGAAAAAAUUUUCACUGCCCAGUGUAUUUUUGUCGCAUUUUGUAUGAAAUGGUUGUACAAGAAACUUCGAUUUUCUCUUAAAUGAUAAUUUGUAUACAGACGCACUUUUUAGAUAAUAAAGUUCUAUUUAAUAACGAA